This is a messenger RNA of Bolinopsis microptera, 1700 nucleotides long. Its product is annotated as protein Wnt-5-like. The record is from RefSeq and is a predicted model, not a curated record. The transcript has 9 exons. Gene Ontology annotation, biological process: multicellular organism development; cell fate commitment; neuron differentiation. Bases 142 to 1164 code for a protein of 340 amino acids. Gene Ontology annotation, cellular component: extracellular region. Gene Ontology annotation, molecular function: frizzled binding; cytokine activity. NCBI's taxonomy places the organism in Eukaryota, Metazoa, Ctenophora, Tentaculata, Lobata, Bolinopsidae.
GCCGUCUCCCAGUUGCAGAGCGCCUUCUCGCUCAGUCUCUCUCCCAACCAGUAAUACAUCUGCCAUUUGCCGAUACAUUAUGCUCUGAUUUAAUUUAAAUAUAGUUUGAAACAUUAAUGUGCUAAUUUUUGCGAUGGGCAUAUGCCUCAACUUUUAUUAGUUUUCCUCUGUAUACAAGUGACUGGGAUCACCAUCGCGCGAUACCUGGCUAAGCCCUGGUUGAUCGAGGGACUGCAGGGCGACAAGGGGAAGUCCCCGUGUGAAGAACUUACAGAUCUGAACAGCUAUCAGAGGGGACUUUGUAACCAGCAGAGAGAAACGAGGUCGAAGUUGAUAACAGCAGCAAGCAUGGCUCACCAACAGUGCAGAACUGAGUUUCAGUACAACCCCUGGAACUGUUCCGUCAACAACGUCCUCAGCCUCAAUGCUAUGACCAAGGAAACGAGCUACGUGACUGCAAUAGGGUCAGCAGCGAUAGUCCACCAAAUAGCACAAGCUUGUGCGGAUGGAAACAUCAGAUCUUGUGGCUGUGGUGUUAAUAACGAAUACAGUUCGGCGUGUGACGAUAACAUCAGGUAUGGGAUCCUGUUUGCAAGGCAGUAUCUAGACAGUCCCCAGAACACCCACUCUCCGCCAGGGAUUUCAGUUCACAGAACCAAGGAGGAGCUCAUCAGGUCCGCGGUUAAUAUCCACAACAACAACGCGGGAAGACAGAUGGUGGACAUGACAGCCCGGACGAAAUGCACGUGUUACGGAAUGUCGGGAUCUUGCACCACCUACAUCUGUUACAAACAGGUGGCCCCCUUUCAAGAGAUAGGUCGACAGCUGUACAAGCGAUACAAGGAAGCAGUAAAGGUCAGAUCAGUAUUCUCGCCAACUAAAUCUACCAAACUUGCUUUCAUCGACGAGUCACCUGACUUUUGUACUAGGAACAGAACGCUAGGUAUAUCAGGAACGGAAGGAAGGCCGUGCCUCCCCCAACCAGACAACACCACGAUCCCGACCCACCUCUCUGAGACGUGCAGCUCGCUUUGUUGCGGGAGAGGUUACACAGCUCAACGUAUAGAGGAGACCAUCCCUUGCAAGUGCCAGUUCCAGUGGUGCUGUGAGGUUGUGUGUCAGAACUGCACCAACGUUUACUACACCUACAACUGCAACAGUUAGUACAUCUCCUAAAACGAGUCCGUACUUCUCAUCUUAGCUGUGGAGCCACUGUGGAAAAACGUGAAACUCAUGUACGAGUCAUGUACAUGAUAUGAAGAACAUAUUAUGACUCAUGUAGAUGAUGUGAAGAACAUAUUAUGACUCAUGUAGAUGAUGUGAAGAAUAUAUUAUGACUCAUGUAGAUGAUAUGAAGAAUAUGUGCCGUGAUAAUAUGUCGGACUGAUGAUCUUAUAUCUGAGAUUGAUUUCCGAUCGAAUAAUUGUAUGACAGCAUUUAUAAGAGAUUCACAAAUUCAUCGGUAAUUGCUGGUAUGUUUGUCAAAAUGAUGAAGGAACCAUUUAAUGAUGCCAAGAAAUUUUGUUUGACUGAUUUUAAAAUUGUCGGUUUUGGUGUGAUUUGGUCGUUACUAUCAGCUGCUCAAAUUCCGAAGUCACUAUUUUCGUCGUUGAUAUUUAUCAUGCGUUUGAAAUUAUUUGCUAUCUAUGAUGAGAAUUUUACCACAAAAAUAUUUAUAUUUGUUUUCACCUUCAAUUUCU